GAUCCACAGAGUUUGUUUGGCAAUGGAGACUUCCACAUCAAGAGCCUCCGAGAAAAAAGACAAGAUGGACGGGAGCGGCUUCCCCGACCUCCCAAAGAAACCCUCAGAGACGAGAGCCCCCCACCACAUCUUCCCCACCUUCCACACACCGAUCCCGAUUGACAUGCGCCAUCACGAGGGACGAUACCACUACGAGCCUCAUGCGCUGCACGCCAUGCACGGCUCUGCAGGUUUUGCCGGCAGCCCCAUCCUCUCCGAUAUCUCACUGAUCCGCCUUUCACCUGCCGCAGUGGCUACCGGCGACUCCCCCUUCAGCCCACCUCACCCGUAUGUCAACCCCCACAUGGAGCACUACUUGCGCUCUGUGCAUGGCAGCCCCACCCUCUCCAUGAUCUCGGCAGCCAGAGGACUCAGCCCUGCCGACUUGGCCCAUGAGCAUUUAAAAGAACGUGGGCUGUUCGGGCUCCCUCCUCCUCCCGGUGCGAGCCCGGCAGAGUAUUACCACCUCAUGGCCAGCCACCGGAGCCCCUACGGAGAGCUGCUCAUGCAGGGGGCAGGGGCUGCCGCCGGGGCCCACCUGUCCGACUACAUCACCCCCAUCGACGUGUCGCGGUUCUCCAGCCCCAGACUGACGCCCAGGCUGAGCAGGAAGAGGGCUCUGUCCAUCUCGCCGCUGUCGGACGCCAGCAUCGACCUCCAGACCAUGAUCCGCACCUCGCCCAACUCGCUUGUCGCCUACAUCAACAACUCGCGCUCCAGCUCGGCUGCCAGCAGCUCCUACGGCCACCUGUCAGUCGGAGGACUCAGCCCAUCCUUCCCGUUCCCUCAUCCCAUCAACCCCAUGGCCUACCAGCAGCUCCUCUCGCAGCAGCGGGGGCUCAGCGCCUUUGGACACACUCCACCUCUCAUCCAGCCUCCGCCCUCCUACUCCAGCCGCCAGCCGGGCCUCGGCCUCUCCUCCCUGCCCGCCUCCGCCCACAACAGCGACCUGCCGUCCAAGAACCACAGCGGCGACUCGGCCGUCAGCAGCACAAUCGACCCCAUGAUCACCAAAAGGUCAAAGGUCAAGACUGAAGCAGAGGGGUUGAGGCCAAUGUCUCCUUGCUCACCGAACCAUCACGGCAGCUUGUUGGACUUGAAGGACGACAUGGAUCGGGACGAUUGUAAGCAGGAGCCCGAGGCCGUCUACGAAACCAACUGCCACUGGGAGGGCUGCAGCAAGGAGUACGACACCCAGGACCAGCUGGUCCAUCACAUCAAUAAUGACCACAUCCACGGAGAGAAGAAGGAGUUUGUGUGCCGCUGGGAGGACUGUUCGCGGGAGCAAAAGCCCUUCAAAGCUCAGUACAUGCUGGUGGUUCACAUGCGCCGACACACGGGGGAGAAACCACACAAGUGCACGUUCGAGGGCUGUGCUAAGGCCUACUCUCGUCUCGAAAACCUCAAAACCCAUCUGCGCUCGCACACGGGAGAGAAACCGUACGUCUGUGAGCACGAAGGAUGCAACAAAGCCUUCUCCAACGCCUCGGACCGAGCCAAGCACCAGAACCGGACACACUCCAACGAGAAACCCUAUGUAUGUAAGAUCCCUGGCUGUACCAAGCGCUACACAGACCCCAGCUCCCUCAGGAAGCAUGUGAAGACGGUCCACGGCCCAGAGGCCCACGUCACCAAAAAGCAGCGCAGUGACCUGCCGCCGAGGCCGCCGGCGCCCAGGGAGAACGGCGAGAACGAGGCGGGCACCAUAGACAGAAUCCAGAGGGAAGACAAGAUGUCAGACAACAGCUCCCCCAGAGGGGUGGAUGACUACCUGCACGUCAAAUCCAUCAAGACGGAAAACUCUGUGAUGUAUCAGUCCAGCCCUGGCGGUCAGUCAUCAUGUAGCAGCGAACCAUCACCACUUGGCAGUGCCACCAACAAUGACAGUGGAGUAGAAAUGGCGGCGCACAGCGGGGAAAGCCUGGGGGACCUCAGCACCUUGGACGACCUGCCCUUUGUGGAGUCCUUGGGCUGUGAAGAUUCGACCGGCGGGGUCGCGGUGGUGGGUCUCCACUUCCGAAAGCAGUUUGGCACCAGUCGGCGCAUGGAGCAUUUGAAGAAGGAGAAGCUGAAGACAGUGAGGGACUCGUGUCAAUGGGCCAGCAACCCAACUCCCCUGGUCCUCGGCACCAAGCUCCCACCCAUACCAGCAGGCGGGUCCCUCCUGGAGAGUCCAAGUAUGGGUGGUGGUCUGGUGUCCUUCCCUGGUUCCAGCUUUGGUGAUCUGAGCUCUGGUAAAAUGACUCUGCUGGAAAAGCUUUCAGAGCGCCGUGACAGCACCUCCAGCACCCUGAGCUCAGUUUACACCCUCAGCCGCCGGUCCUCCGGCAUCUCCCCUUGCUACUCUAGCCGGCGCUCAAGCCAGGCCUCGCAGUCUGGUGCCAACCGCCCCAGCAACCUUAGCUCGGCCGACUCCUACGACCCCAUCUCUGCUGACAUGUCCCGGCGCUCCAGUCAGGCCAGCCAGUGUGGGGGAGGCAGCGGAGGAACAGGAGGGUACGGAAGGGGCCUAUCCAGCCCUCUCAGCCUGACCCCAGCGCAGCACUACCACCUCAAGGCGAAAUACGCUGCCGCCACUGGAGGAGCACCGCCUACACCUCUUCCACACAUAGACCGAAUGUGUCUGAGGGAACACACAGCACUGUAUGGGGACUCCUCCACCACCAACAAAGGCCUGCCUUCCAGGCAGUACAGCAGCUACACCAUGCGGAGCAUGAUGCCCCAUGAUGUCCCAUCUAACAUCCCCCGCCGAGCAAGUGACCCCGUGAGACGCGUAGCUAUAGAUUAUUCCAGCCAGCCACAAAUGCAGCGCUACAAGAGCAUGGGCACACUGAGUGGAGGGCAGCCCCAUCCGCUUCCUGCAGCACAUAGCCGACUUUUAUCACAGCAAGGGUGCCUACGACCGGAUGAUAGUCCCCACCUCUACCCUUACAGCCUGCGACCACCCAGCAUUUCGGAGAACGUCACGAUGGGGAUAAUACCGAGUGACAUCCCUGAAGAAGACCUGAUGCUGCCUGACCUCAGAGACCCAACCAACAGAGUGUCACAAAAUCAACAAGAUUUCCAAGGAGACCCCAAUCUCCAGCAGCAGUCGUACUAUCAGAGAAGGACGGCCAUCGUGAAUGCCAACAUGAAUCAGGUUUUGUCCACUUCCAGCAUGAGUCCAGGGCAGCAACAUCAGAUGUGUCCAUCUGCACCAAGGGACAGUAAGGCCAACUUACUUGCUCAGUGGAACAAAGUCUCUUUGGGACACAUGGAUGCCAGCCAGCAGUGCUCCAAACUCCAGGUCCGAGGGAACCUGGCUGUCCUCCAACAAAACCAGAACUUUGGAUCUUUUCACAACAAUCUCAGCUCCAACCAGCAGAUGGUUCAAAACCUUGUUAACACAAUGCAGCAAAGAUGCAAACAGCUGAAUACUGAACCAGGAGCAAACUGCUUCCAGCAGCAAAGAUUCCAGCAGUCAUCAAAUCUCAAUGAAGCACUUAGCUCUCAGUGCAGGUUCAACAAAGGCUUUAGUCCUUGUGAUAAGAACGGUAACACCACUUAUCCACCGUGUAACAACACAAGAGCAGUCAAUGGGAGCAUGCUAAUUCCCACAUGCAAACAGGAGCCAGUUGACAUGGAAACUGUUGACAUGCACUUUGCUGAUGCUGGAUUUCAGCCUGUGCAAGUUAAAGUUGAGGACUGUGAUAAAACAAUCAUGAUGUCAGAUCAGCAGAACUGUCACAUGACCCUCCAAAAUCCCUUGCAAACUGUGAAUCACAGCCAUUUCCAACCAAUGCCACCAACAGAGCCUAAAUCUCGAAACAAGCAUCUUUCAGGGCCAAAAGUGACAAACCAAACAAGGCACCCAAGUAUUGCUAACGUGGAUGUUGCUUCCACGUUACCCAGUGGUGGAGGUUUAGGACUUCAUUGCAGCAACAACUCUGAUGACAAUGCCUUGUACUACACAGGGCAGAUUCAAGUAUUUUGUGUUUCUCCUGCGGUGAAUGUACCUCCUUCUGAAAACAACGCAGUGUCUCCCAGUCCAGGCAACACGCAGGCAUCCAGGACCGUAAACUGUAAUGCAGCACUGGAGCAGGCGCAGAUAGACUUUGAUAGCAUGCUGGACGAUGGGGAUCACUCCAGCCUCAUGUCGGGAACCCUGAGUCCAGGUCUGCUCCAGAGCUUGUCCCAGAGCUCCUCUCGCCUGACAACACCAAGGAACUCGGUGACGUUGCCCUCGGUGCCGGCAGGGACGGGGAACAUGGCCAUCGGGGACAUGAGCUCGUUGCUGACUGCUCUGGCAGAAGAAAGCAAGUUCCUCAACUCGAUGUCGUAACAAACUAUUUCCCCCCGGCUGAACUUUUGAACUCCUGAUGCACAAUAGACAUUCAAAACUUAGAAUUGAUGUAAUUGUGUGCCAAAAAGCCUCUGCAGUGUGCGACGCUUGUUUUCUUGUACAGUCUCAAUUGUUAUUUAAAAAUGGUAAUUUUCUAUCUUUUUGAAAAGCCAUAUUUCUUUUUUUUUGCUGCCAUAGGUAGUAAAUAUGAUGUGAACAACAGAAAUCUUCCAGUUGUUGUACAGGUCUGCAGUAAGAUCAGUUUACUAAGUGCCUGGCUCAGCCAAAACAUAUGCAUAUUGUGCAUAUGAUUACAUUUAAAAUGUGUAAAAUGCAACUAGGAAAUUAUCCGAUACCUGCAUAUUUGGAAUGUACCAUCACCAACAACCUCGUUUUACACUGUAAAUUAUUCGAGCUGAACUUUAUUCUACAUCAAGUUUCAGCUCGAUGAGCUCGAGUUUCUUUUCCGCAUUACAGCAUUUCAGGUUUACAGUCAUUGUCCUCAGUUAGCCAUUAUUUGAUUGCUGCAUUGCUGCUGAGAUUAACUGUGACCUCUCUGUGUCGGGCAUCAGAGACUUGAUUUGUGACUGAAUUAUUAUGAACCCACGCAUAAAUCGUUUGUGCUCUCGCAGCAAGAAUCAAGCUUUUUUCCUUUUGUACAUUGUCGUACCAGUUUGUUGAGCUGGUUAAAUGUAAAUAUCAUUUGUACAUUUUUAAGAAAUACAAU
Messenger RNA from Perca fluviatilis (European perch), 5087 nucleotides. Its product is annotated as zinc finger protein GLI2-like. Gene Ontology annotation, biological process: smoothened signaling pathway; regulation of transcription by RNA polymerase II. Gene Ontology annotation, cellular component: nucleus. NCBI's taxonomy places the organism in Eukaryota, Metazoa, Chordata, Actinopteri, Perciformes, Percidae. The record is from RefSeq and is a predicted model, not a curated record. Gene Ontology annotation, molecular function: RNA polymerase II cis-regulatory region sequence-specific DNA binding; DNA-binding transcription factor activity, RNA polymerase II-specific. The transcript is spliced from 14 exons. Bases 23 to 4360 code for a protein of 1445 amino acids.